UGGCGGCGGCGGAAGGGGAGGCAAAGGCACCGGCAGCGGCAGGAGCAAGAAGUCACGGUGCUUCAGGGAGGCGGACGAGGCGCUCCUCCUGGAGACCUACUGGGGCAAGAGCGUCCACGACGCCAGGCAGCUCGACAUGGUGCGACUCGCCCAAGCCCUUGAGGAGGCUGCGGGAAGGCGCGUCAAGAGAGGAGGUGGCGGCGCUGGCGGUGGUGGCGGUGGCGGUGGCAGCUCAGCUGCUGCGAAUUGCCCGCAGGGUUCGCUGAAAAGUGACCCCGAGGGGGUCGCCCUGGAUGAGCAGCCGGGUGGAGACGUGGCCAUGAGGGCUCUGUCGCCGUGGAGAUACGUCAUCCGCCACGACACCACCACGUACCCCCCGAAGUACGCGGAGGCCGAGUGCCUUUGCCGGGGCUGUCUGGACCCAAGCCGCGGCUACAGGGAGACUCGUGACCUCAACUCGGUGGAGGUGAGGCGGUCCAUGAAGGUGCUGAAACGUCGGCCCUGCCCAGGUGGCGCGCACGACGAGUACCGGUACGACGUGGAGUACCGGCAGGUCGCCACGGCAUGCGUCUGCGUGCGUCCGGUUCGUGCCGGAGCCUGACGCAGGUUGCGCCCUGCGGCGGCCCCGCCCACCCCACCACCGCUGUCCACCACCACCGCCGCCAUCACCGCCGCCACCGCCGGCUCGCCCUCCGCAAGGGAAAUCGGUCGCUCGGCCACCCGCACACACAGACACUCACUCAGACACUCACUCAGACACUCAUCCAGACACUCACCCAGACACUC
This is a messenger RNA of Petromyzon marinus (sea lamprey), 786 nucleotides long. RefSeq lists its product as uncharacterized. Gene Ontology annotation, molecular function: cytokine activity. The record is from RefSeq and is a predicted model, not a curated record. Gene Ontology annotation, cellular component: extracellular region. Lineage: Eukaryota; Metazoa; Chordata; Hyperoartia; Petromyzontiformes; Petromyzontidae. Gene Ontology annotation, biological process: inflammatory response.